Molecule: messenger RNA, 1919 nt
Organism: Cotesia congregata
Lineage: Eukaryota; Metazoa; Arthropoda; Insecta; Hymenoptera; Braconidae
Source: the annotation of a GenBank genome assembly
AAAAAAAAAAUACAUUAAUAAAUAAGAAAAAAAAUCACAAUCACUUAUAUGAAUAGGAGCUGAAUCAUAACUUUUUAAAUUCAACAAAUAAAAAUUAAUACCCAAUUGUCUUACAAGCAAUUACAAUUACACCAAUAAUGAAAGGGUCCAGUAAGUAGUUGAAAUAAUAACAGGUAUUGAUAAUAAAAUAGUGCGCUGAUGAAACAAUAAACAUAAUCCGAUGUAAUAGCAGUAAUUUAAUAGAUAACAAGCGAAAAUAAUUUAAACGUAAGUCUUUAAUUUGUUGACGGUAAUGAUCUUAAUUCCUCGGCGAAAAUUUAUGCUCAGCUGAGCACAAUCACGCAACUUUUCUCCGGUACUAUGUACUCCAACUACCUACUUGUUUUCUUGGAUGACUGACUGCUGUAUAUUUAAUAGUAAACUACUGAACUAUCCGUUACAUUACGUGUUACAGAUGCUGGUGGCGAAUGUCGCGAGGGGCAAUUGGCGGCAACCCUGCGACUCCUACGGGUGUCCCUAUCAGCCUCGUUACGAGCCCUUCGUGCCUGCACCGCCUGGGCAUACGCCUCGCUGUGCCAAGCCUGGACAAACCGUUUGCGAGUCGCUCGAUCAUUAUCCUCAGCAACUGAUUAAAUUUUUGGUCGAAAAAUGCACCUACAACUUUGCAACGAUACUCAGAGAUGAAGCGCAGACGGAAAUUAUUACUAACCAACUGAAGCCUGAGUACAGUGGGUACAAUUAUCCAAAACCAGAAGUCCAAAAUUUUUACCAACCUGUCACUUUAUUAGCACCUCAGUAUCCGUUUCCUUCUCAGCCAACCAAUUCUUCAGACAAGGGGUACAUGUACCCUCUACCUGUACCUCAAACGAACCAAUUUAGCGCAGAUGCUACCGAGAAAGAAGAAACGGAAAACUCCAGGCAGUUAAAUCCUUAUGAAUUCAAUCAGGAGCCUUGGGCGCCAGUUGGACAAGAUCACCAAAAUAGGCGCUCAAUUCGCGAGAAUUCUUUUUUGGAUGUCGCUCAAAAAAAUUUCAAGAAACGACAAGCGAACCCCAAAGACAUAGAUCUUUGUCCCACUGAGUCGAAUUACAUUACACCACGAGCUGGAUUGAAUAAUAAAGGGAAUUGGAUGUAUAUCGUAAAUAUCCCUCAUACACGUGACAAUUAUUCGCAAUUAAUUAAAAGUGAAAUUUGCCGAACAACAACGUGCAAUGGAAUAUGCAGCUUGCCAUUAGGAUACACCAGUAGGUGUGAGCAAAAGUACGUCCAAAAACGUCUAGUUGCUUUAGAAGGUUCCGGUGAUCGCCUUUACACCGACCUCUUCUGGAUUCCUCACGGCUGUUCGUGUCUAAUUACUCCUAAUUUUUAACAAUAACUUCACCAUUUAUUAUUACUAUAAUUGUAAAUGUAAAUGUAAAUUUAUUCCCGAAAAGCUGGCUCAGAAAUUCCGGAGUCCACAGUCGAAACGCCAGAAAAUUUAUUCCGUCCAAAAAAAAAAGUAAAAUUACAUAAUGACCAUUUUUAUCGUUACCUUUUUGUUUUAUUUUUUUAAAUGCAUUUCCGGCCGAACGUGUUCCUGCAAAGUGUGAAGCAGACAGUGCAAUGACUCGCGGAUAUCUGGGCCCAAGAGAAAGGUGUUGAGCGGAAGAUGAAUAAUACAUGAGUGAUGACACUGAACCGGUUGCUUUCUUGCAAUAAGUCUGCUAUUACUUGAAUUAUUUCAACGUUCGCUCUAUUGUUGAAGUUUAUCUGAGUAAUAUUCAUAAUAAUAAUAAUAAUAAUAAUUAUUAUUAUUAUUGUAUAAUAACAAAAAUAGUAAUAGUAAUUUUCGAGCAUUAGGCUGACUCGACAACUUUUCACCAACAAAAACAGUCAUAAUUUGUAUUUGUAAUGAGUCACUCUACAAGUCAAUAUCCAAA